This is a messenger RNA of Cyprinus carpio (common carp), 1884 nucleotides long. RefSeq names its product lysosomal thioesterase PPT2-like. Bases 682 to 1563 code for a protein of 293 amino acids. Gene Ontology annotation, molecular function: palmitoyl hydrolase activity; thiolester hydrolase activity. The record is from RefSeq and is a predicted model, not a curated record. NCBI's taxonomy places the organism in Eukaryota, Metazoa, Chordata, Actinopteri, Cypriniformes, Cyprinidae. Gene Ontology annotation, cellular component: lysosome. The transcript has 8 exons.
CCACUGAUGAUGAUAUUUGAAUCCUUUAUCGUUUGCGGUUCAAAACGAAUUCCUGUCAAAAUACAAGUCCAGAUUUAAAGCGUUAAGAGCCCCAGAUGUGUCAUGCUUACAAUAUGAAUAAUUAUAUUUUCCGGUGGACGUGUCGCAUGCAUUUCAUAUUAAAACGAAUGCGUAAUAUAAUGCCUAAUUAAGACAUAAAUCAUAAAAAAUGUACUUAAAACGUAUGUAUAUUUUGUAAAAUAUUAUGCAUAUUUUGUAAAGAAUGUUCAAAACUAUGUAUUUUAGUAUAAUCAGAUGUGCUCAGAAAGUUAAAAACUUUUUUUUUUUAGAAACUUUUGUAUCACCGAUAUAACUUGCAUUCAAGAAGAAAAUUAUAUAUGUACAUUGUAAACGAUGUGAAAUAUUCUCUUGUAGUGGCAGGAAUUGUUUGCAUUUCUUCGAUAAACCACAUCAUCUGGUGUGAGAGAGGAAGUGGUCGAUAUAACCAUCACCUCAACUGUGACAAAACAUCACAUGCGGAACAACUUACCAGAUAUAAACGUCUCAGAGCAUCCAAUCUCUUGGCAGAACGUCUUGCCACCGUUGAACUAGUGUGCUUGGAACCUAGUAUAACUUUGAUUAAAGAAAAAAAUAUUUGGUUUCAAUUUAUAGAUUAUUGAGAGAUAUUGUCGGAGUGCCUUUAUGGGGGGAUUGAUGACUGAUGGCUGCAGACCAUGUGUUGUUAUAUGGGCUGUAUUUGUGCUGUCCUCCGUCAUGGGAUACAGACCGGUAAUUAUUGUUCACGGGAUAUUAGAUGGACCCAGACAGUUUGAGAUUUUGUCUACAUUUAUCAAUCAGUCUCAUCCAGGUACCAGUGUGACCACGCUAGCCCUUUAUGACUACAUUUGCAGUAUGAAGCCACUGUGGCAACAGGUAGAUGGAUUCAGAGAGGCCAUCAGACCCAUCAUGGAGAGAGCUGAUGAUGGUGUCCAUCUCAUCUGCUUCUCACAAGGUGGAUUGAUAUGUCGAGGAGUUCUUGCAACCCUGCCGAUGCACAAUGUUCACUCUCUGAUAUUCCUGUCUUCACCACUAGCUGGCCAGUAUGGAGAUUCGUCUUAUUUGAAAUAUUUUUUCCCCAAAUUUAUCAAGUCAAGACUGUACCGUUUUUGUUACACUACAUGGGGACAAGGGAUAUCUAUCUGCAACUACUGGAAUGAUCCACACCAAAGAGAGAGAUACUUAAAGAGCAACAUCUAUCUCGCCCCACUGAAUGGAGAGAUAGAGCAUGCCAAUUCAACAGUGUGGCGAGACAGCUUCCUGCGCAUACAGAAGCUGGUGCUGAUCGGUGGACAAGAUGACGGCGUUAUUACACCAUGGGAGUCAAGUAUUUUUGGGUUUUAUGACAGUAAUGAAACUGUGGUUGAGAUGGAAAAGCAGGAUUGGUAUCUAAGAGAUGCUUUUGGCUUGAAAACACUGAACUCAGAAGGAGCCGUGGUCAAGUGUGUCGUCCCUGGUGUACACCAUACAUCCUGGCAUUCAAACCUCACAGUCUACAAGAACUGCAUAGACAAGUGGCUCAACUAAUCUGGAGACGGAAAAAAGGAGACGGAAAAAGGGAAACUGAUAUUGUUAUAUGCAUAUGCACAAUCCUCAAUGUAAUCAUGUCUCAUGUAGAUUAUGAUUGUACACUUAUUAAUCACCUAAGAUUUUUUGCUAACAUAAUGUGAUAAAUUAUUAUGAUUGGUUUUCUAAUAUAUAGUUUUCUAGCUAUUUUCUAUUCAUGUCAAAUCAGUUUGAAUAUUGUAAGAAAGUUAUUCUGUCCUGCUGCCACAGAUAAUGCAAGUCUAAUGUUCAGUUUUAAUAAAUGAAAUUCUAAAAUAAAUUAUUAAAUUGUUAUAAAAAAUG